AUGGUUGCUAGUGUACAAUCAUGGCCAGGUAACCCAAUGGUUGCUAGUGUACAACAGGCAAAUGCUGCAUCCAGCUCACCGGGACAGGUAGAUCAAAAACCAGAAAAGGUAGCAUAUUACUUCAAGAAUUCCAUGGACAAGAAUAUAAAUCAAGAUACAGGGAAGUUUACUAUCAAAACUCUGUCACCAAGGAAGUCACAGGUGGAACCAAACCUAAAGAACUGGACGGCAUUCAGAAAGGUUGGUUUCGAUCAAGCAUCGCAAAGCAAAGGGAACAAGAGAGAAGGGGAAUCAGCAGCCAGUGACGCUCCAGCCAGUACGGAGGCCCCUAACCCUGCCAAACCUCUGUCUACAAUAGAACAAGCCAUUAGUGAGGAGUCUGAGGAGGAAAAACCAGUACAGAAGAAACCGCCGGUCAACCUGAAGUUCCGUAACAAGAAGGAAGCAAUGGAUGCCUUCAAAUCAUUGUUGAAAGAAAAGAAAGUGCCGUCUAACGCAACCUGGGAGAACGCCAUGAAGUUGAUAGUAAAUGAUCCACGCUACGGGGCGUUGAAACAUCUAAAUGAGAGAAAACAAGCAUUUAAUGAGUACAAGACGCAGCGAGUGAAGGAAGAAAAGGAAGAAGCCAGACUUAGAGCCAAGCAGGCAAAGGAAGAUCUUGAACAGUUCUUGUUACAUCAUGAUAAGAUGACCUCUAGUGUUAAAUAUUGGAAAGCUGACAGUUUGUUUUCGGACUAUGAUGAAUGGCAAGCUGUUAAUGACCGGGACAGGAGGGAACUGUUUGAUGAUGUGGUACAUAUGCUUGAAAAACGAGAAAAGGAAGAUGCGAAGACACUGAGAAAGAGAAAUAUCAAAGUAUUUAACGAGAUACUGGACAGUAUGCCUACCUUGACUAACAGUACCACAUGGUCGGAGGCCCAACAGAUGUUAUUGGACAAUCCAAGAUUCACAGAGGACCCCGAUCUACAGAACAUGGACAAAGAAGAUGCCUUGGUAUGUUUCGAGGACCACAUCAGAAUGCUCGAACAGGAGAAUGACGACGAGAAAGAACGCGAACGACGGAGACUUAAACGACAACAGCGUAAAAAUCGUGAAGGUUUUCUUGUUCUCCUUGACGAGUUACACGAACAAGGACGUCUUAAUUCCAUGUCCCUCUGGAUGGACUUGUUUCACAUAAUAAGCAGUGAUAUACGUUUUCAGCACAUGCUUGGACAGCCAGGAUCUACUCCUUUGGACUUGUUCAAGUUUUAUGUUGAAGAUUUGAAGGCAAGGUUUCAUGAUGAGAAAAAGAUUGUCAAAGAAAUAUUGAGGGAUAGAGGGUUUAUGAUAGAAGUGAACACAACAUUUGAAGAGUUUUCAAACAUGAUCUCCGAUGACAAGAGGGCCAACACUCUAGAUACAGGCAACAUUAAACUGACAUAUAACAGUUUAAUUGAAAAAGCUGAAGCCAGGGAAAAAGAAAGAUUAAAAGAAGAGGCCAGAAAGUUGAGGAAAUUAGAGACAGCUUUUAAGAACAUGUUACAGGAGGCAACUCCAGCCAUAGAACAAGAUAAUAAAUGGGAAGAUAUUAGAACAAGGUUCGAGAAUGAGGCAGCAUUUGAGGCAAUCACGCUGGAGGCAGAACGUAUUAGAUUGUUUAAGGAGUUCCUAGUGGCUGUAGAGGAAGCGUGCAUGCACAGGCACCCAAAAAAGAGAAAAUCAAAGAAACACAAAAGCAGAAGAUCCAGAUCAAGGUCACGUUCAGGAGAUUACUCAGAAGAGGAAUCAUCAUCUCGCCAUAAAUCCAAAAAGAGGAGGAAGUCAAGGUCAAGGUCACCAAGCUAUCAUUCCCCAUCACCAGCUGAAGACAAAGAUGAGAAGUCCUCAAAGAAACACAAGAAGAAGUCCAAGAAAAAGAAGCAUAGAGGGGGUGGUUAUUCUUCGGGGAGUGACAUGAGCGAGGGAGAAUUAGAGAAACAAAGACGAUUAUUACUACAGCAGUUGGAGGCCCAUUCUUGAAUAAAAUGAUAUUCGUUGGCAACACCAUACACGCAUACAUUACUGUUUAAUACGACAAUGCUUGAAAUGAGUUUUAACAAUGAUUUAACUAUCGAUUAACUUACUAAGAAGUGCAUGUUGAAAAUUUAUAAUACAGAUAAUAUACAUACUGUACGGAUCAGAAUUUGGUAAUAAAUCUCUCUAAAUGCUCAGAAUAAUGUAUGAACAUUGGAUAUUGGAUAAAAACAUUACCAUGGAUACGAGUUUUCAAGCUUUUGCCAGAAGUUCAGAUUUCUUUUAUAUUCCUGAAAACACUUCUUUUUCUUAAUAAAAACCAAUGAAAAUAAUGUAACAAGAUAUGAGCCGCGUUAUGACAAAACCAACAUAGUGCGUUUGCGACCAGCAUGGAUCCAGACCAGCCUGCACAUCCGCGCAGUCUGAUCAGGAUCCAUGCUGUUCGCUAUUAGUUUCUCUACUUGUAAUAGUGUUGGUAAGCGAAUAGCAUGGAUCCUGAUCAGACUGUGCAGAUGGGCAGGCUGGUCUGGAUCUAUGCUGGUCGCAAACCCACUAUGUUGGUUUUGUCAUGACGCUGCUCAUAUGAUGAACCCAAAUCAUGUUUAGAGUCUCCAUCUGGCCUGAGGAUAGUGAGAAAUGAAAAAUGGUAUCAACUAUAUAUAAUAAAUAAAUUACCAACCCCGAGGUUAGCCAAAAUCAACUUUCCUAUUUAGGAGCCAUUAUGACUGAAGUUGUGUUGGUGCAUCGUAACACCAAACCAAAGAAAAACAUGGGUUAUAUACAUGUAUGUGUUAUUAAAUUGCUGAGAGUUAUAUGAGGUCAGAAAACAUAAUUUUAAGAUAAUCCUGAAAGUCAAUCUGUCUUAACAGAAUUAUUUUCAAACUACUGACUUGUUCUUGUUAUAUAUAAACUGAAAAAUAGUUUUAUGGACAAUUAUUUGUGAAUGGUAAAUUUGUGUUCAUGGUGAAUAAAUUGUUGUGGAUGUCACAGUUGCUUUGAUGUAUAAGUUGUAAUUUGUCCAAGGCUGGAAACAAUGAAUAAAUUUGGGAACAAAAUAAAA
Ruditapes philippinarum (Manila clam) is the source of this 3052-nucleotide messenger RNA. Its product is annotated as pre-mRNA-processing factor 40 homolog A-like. Gene Ontology annotation, biological process: mRNA cis splicing, via spliceosome. Gene Ontology annotation, molecular function: RNA binding. The record is from RefSeq and is a predicted model, not a curated record. Lineage: Eukaryota; Metazoa; Mollusca; Bivalvia; Venerida; Veneridae. The transcript is spliced from 19 exons. Gene Ontology annotation, cellular component: U2-type prespliceosome; U1 snRNP. Bases 1 to 1998 code for a protein of 665 amino acids.